This is a messenger RNA of Opisthocomus hoazin, 3997 nucleotides long. The record is from RefSeq and is a predicted model, not a curated record. Lineage: Eukaryota; Metazoa; Chordata; Aves; Opisthocomiformes; Opisthocomidae.
GAAGCUGCUCUUCACAGGGAUGAUGUGGAGUUUAUCAGUGACCUGAUCGCCUGCCUUCUUCAAGGUUGCUAUCAGCGCAGAGACAUCACAUCACAGACAUUUCACAGCUACCUGGAGGACAUCAUCAACUAUCGCUGGGAGCUGGAGGAAGGGAAACCUAACCCCCUGCGGGAGUCCACCUUCCAGGAGCUGCCCUUGCGCACCCGGGUCGAGAUCCUGCACCGCCUCUGUGACUACCGCCUCGAUGCAGAUGAUGUCUUCGACCUCCUCAAGGGCUUGGACGCGGACAGCCUCCGUGUGGAGCCGCUGGGUGAGGACAGCAGUGGUGCCCUGUACUGGUACUUCUACGGCACGCGGAUGUACAAGGAGGACCCUGUGCAGGGGAGAACGAACGGAGAGCUGGCUCCAGACAGGGGAUGCGGGGGGCAGACAAACACCUCAAAUGUUCCUGGGAAAACAGGGAAGAGACGAGGGCGACCCCCAAAGCGGAGAAAACUGCUGGAAGAAAAUUUGCUGAGGGAGAAGGCAGAAGAGAACUUGCUAAUCUGCGAGACUCAGAUAAGAAACGGGUCCCAAGGGCCUGGCCGUGGGACAUGGUGGCUGCUGUGUCAGACGGAAGAGGAGUGGAGGCAGGUCACAGAGAGCUUCAGAGAGAGGACUUCCCUUAGAGAAAGGCAGCUCUACAAACUCUUGAGUGAAGACUUCCUGCCGGAGAUCUGCAACAUGAUUGCACAGAAGGAGAAGCGUCUACAGCGGACAGAGUUUUCUCCCAGGUGGCUGUCUGAACAUCAACCCAUCAAACCAAUCAAGCAGGAGGUAAACCCAAAUGUGCUGAGUUCAAUGGAGAAGCAGAGGCGCAGAGAGGAAGAGGAAGAGCGCCAAAUCCUGAUAGCAGUGCAGAAGAGGGAGCAGGAACAGCUGCUAAAGGAGGAGAGGAAGAGAGAAAUGGAGGAGAAAGUCAAAGCAGUGGAAGAACGGGCCAGGAGGAGGAAGCUUCGUGAAGAGCGGGCCUGGCUGCUGGCGCAGGGGAAGGAGCUCCCCCUGGAGCUUUCCCACUUGGAUCCCAGUUCCCCUGUCAGGGAAGAGCGAAGGACCAAGGAUCUCUUUGAACUGGAUGAUGAGUUCACAGCGAUGUACAAAGUUCUAGAUGUGGUAAAGGCUCACAAGGACUCUUGGCCUUUUUUGGAGCCCGUUGAUGAAUCGUAUGCUCCCAACUACUACCAGAUCAUUAAGGCCCCCAUGGACAUCUCUAGCAUGGAGAAGAAGUUGAAUGGAGGUCAGUACUGCACCAAGGAAGAAUUUGUGGGCGAUAUGAAGACCAUGUUCAGGAACUGUCUUAAGUACAAUGGUGAAGGCAGUGAAUAUACCAAGAUGGCUUACAACUUAGAAAGGUGUUUCCACCGAGCAAUGAUGAAGCACUUCCCUGGGGAAGAUGGAGACACAGAUGAGGAGUUUUGGAUCAGAGAAGAUGGGAGACGAGAGAAGAGGAGCCGUCGAACUGGCCGCUCCAGCACAGGCAGUGUUUGGACUCGGUCACGAGACCCAGAUGGACCAGGCAAGAGGCAGCAACGCCUGGAAAAUGGAGGAAAACCUCCACCGUAUCGAGCUACUUCCAGUGCUCCUGCUUCCUCCUCUUCCUCUUCCUCCUCCUUCUCCUCAUCCUCUGCAGAAGAUCCAAGUGGCAACGCAAUGCAGCCUCCUCGAGAAGUGGGCCCUUCCAACGGGCGAGGUUUCCCUCGCUCUCUGCAGUACAGCAGCAUGCCCAGCUCUGUGCCGCAUCCCGGCCAGAUGAGACCAGCUGUGCCGGGAGCGUUUGUCCCCCUGCGUGGAUCGGAUCCCACGAAACUGUAUGGCUCUCCACGAGUGCCUGAGCCCCAUCCUGGAGACCCAAUCCAGCAGCACCAGCACUUUGCUAUGCAGCCGGCCGUGGGACUGAGUGAGCACCGUGGGCACAGGCUGGCCACCCCGGAGAAGCAGGCCUGCACUCCGCCGGGAAAACCCCCCAGCCAGAGGAUGCUGCAGCCACAGGCUGCUCUGUUUGGGGUACCACCUCAGGUUCAAAGAGGGUGCCAGGGCGGGGACUCCAUGAUGGACAGCCCGGAGAUGAUCGCCAUGCAGCAGCUGUCCUCCCGGGUGUGCCCGCCGGGUGUGCCUUACCACCCUCGCCAGCCGCCCCUACCACACCUUCCUGGACCCUUUCCCCAGCUGGCUCAUGCUGCCUCCGCCGCCAGCGUGCAGCCUCCAAAACCCAUCAUGGGGAAUGGAAGCUCGCAGGAUCUGACCAGUCAGACCAUGGAGACAGAGAGCAACCAAGUGGAGCCACCAGCAAACAUGGACGAGAAGGCUCAGUGCAUUGGCAUUCCCGACGGAGCCUACUCCAAACUCCUACCUCAUCCCAAGCCCCCGCUGCCCAUGGAGUGCACCAGGCGCACCUUGCCCCCGGAUGGGGAGGGGGACGGCUCCGCUGUGAAGUGUGACAUGAAGGCAGGGCAGGCCAAAGGCACGUGGCCAGCGGAGAGCAGCUACGCCGGUGGCCCGGGCUGCGUGAGGGACCUGGUGCAGCUGGAGAAGCCCCUCUGUGACGGGGAGAAGGCUUUGCCCGAAGAGACUGUGCCUUGCAUGGGGCAGGGCACUGGCCUCCCCAGCAUGGAUGCUGGCUCCAUGGGGGCUGCCCCCAACCAGUUCCACCCUCUGUACAUGCCUGGUCUGGAAUACCCGAAUUCGGCCGGGCGGUACCAUAUCAACCCAGGCCUGCAGGGUUUCAGCCCCGUGAUGGGGGGGAAACCACCUCCUGCCUCCCACCCCCAGCAUUUUCCCCCACGGGGUUUCCAGCCGAGCAGUGCCCACCCUGGUGUCUUCCCCCGGUAUCGGCCACCCCCCGGCCCCCGGGGGUCCGCCAGUGGCUUGCAGGGCUGUGAGGCACUGAGCGCUGCCCUGGCCUCUCCCAACCGCAUGGACAUAGCAAGUGCCAAAGAGGUUUCUCCGAGCGACGGGCAGGAUUUGGAGCCUGAAGACGAGAAGUCCGAGGAAUCCCAGGAAAGGCCAGAGAGUCCCAAAGAGUUCCUUGAUUUGGACAACCACAACGCGGCCACCAAGAGGCAAAGCUCGGUGGCAGCAGGGGAGUUCCUCUAUGGAGCCCCCCCGCCACACCUGGGUGCAGGGAUGGGAUUCAGCCCAUCGUCUUUCCCUCCCCAUGGGGUGAUGCUACAGACUGGCUCUCCUUAUGCAUCCCGGCAUCCUGUCGGUCACUUCCAGCCCAGGACGUAUGGAUCACCCAUGAAUGCUCACCUGUCUCAUCAUCCAGCCUCCAGCCAGGCCAAUGGCCUCUCUCAGGAGGGACCCCUGUACCGCUGCCGGGAGGAGAAUGUAGGUCACUUUCAGGCCUUGCUGAUGGAGCAGAGAGGCAGUGGAGGUGGCAUGGGGGGGCCACCCCAGGACUUGUAUAGACCCUCGGGAAUGCAAAUACAUCAGGCUCAAGUUCCCUUCCUGAAGAUGCCUGCAGCAGCCAUGUCCCGGGAAGAUCUGACGUCACAAAAACCACCAGUGUUGCCUCUGGAUCAAAGCUAGUCCAAGGAAGGAAGGACCUCACGAAGAUGAAAGCCACACGUGAUUUUGACAAGUGGGAGAAGGGGCAGGCCUUCCUCCCACCCUCCCCUCGCCCAAGCAGCGUGUAGCUUCCUGGGUCCGUGGAACAUGGUGCCGCCACGUCUUUUGUGUUGGUAACCUGGAGCAGUGCUGGGCCCCAACCAGCUGAGCAGCUGGCUUGCCACCACAGGGCAAGCUUCACAAAUUAGUGGCUUUCCAUGACUGGAGACUGCGUCUUGUUCAGGGUUUGAGGGAUUUUUUGGGUGAGGAGGGUAGGGGUGGGGGUGGAAAUUUUCAUUGACUGCUAAACUCAGGUAUAUUUUUCAGGGUGGAAGAGGAUAAUGGUGGAAUUUUACUUGUAGUAUUAAUGUGUGUGUUUGGAGCUGGAUCCAGUUUACAGAAUUUAACUCGU